CCGGGUCCGGGUCCGCCCGGCGGCUCAAGCCGCUGACCCCGCGCGCCCUGGGGCUGGGGCCAGAGCACGGCAUCGUCUGGUCCGGGCCCGCCCAGGGAUGGGCCUGAUCUUCGCCAAGCUGUGGAGCUUCUUCUGCAACCAGGAACACAAAGUAAUAAUCGUGGGACUUGACAAUGCUGGAAAGACUACCAUUCUUUACCAGUUCUUAAUGAAUGAAGUGGUCCAUACCUCUCCAACAAUAGGAAGCAAUGUUGAAGAAAUAGUAGUAAAAAACACCCAUUUUCUAAUGUGGGACAUUGGAGGGCAAGAGUCAUUACGCUCAUCAUGGAAUACUUAUUACUCAAAUACAGAGUUCAUCAUUCUUGUUAUUGACAGCAUUGACAGAGAGCGGCUUUCUAUCACAAAAGAAGAACUUUACAGAAUGCUGGCCCAUGAGGAUUUGCGAAAGGCUUCAGUUCUUAUCUUUGCAAAUAAACAAGACAUGAAAGGUUGUAUGACAGCAGCUGAAAUAUCUAAAUACCUCACCCUUAGCUCCAUAAAGGAUCAUCCAUGGCAUAUACAGUCCUGCUGUGCUCUUACAGGAGAAGGGUUAUGUCAGGGUCUGGAAUGGAUGACCUCCCGUAUUGGAGUCAGAUAACUUUUUUUGACAAAAGACUGCUUUAUUUAUUUUGUGAACAUGUACAUUUUUCUGGUACUUUUAGCUGGGAAGGCAGCAACCAGGUUUAAUUUAUAAAGGAAAUCUCCAAGCAGCACUUGAAUCAAGUGCAGCUGAACUGAAACACAAAGUAUUUUCUUAAUAUUUUUAAAUGUGCUAAUUCACAACUGGAUGAACACGUGAAUCUGCAUUUCAGUAUCAAAAUUCUUCUGAUUGUUAUUUUUCAAUGAUCAACUUUUAAAUCAGUUUUGCCAUUGAUAAUGUUUCAUACUUGCCCUUUGUAAUGAUGUAAACAAUUCUUGUAACUUACUAACAGGCUCAAAGGUGGUUUAUCAGUGUAAAAAUUAGUGAGUAGAUGGGUCUUAUCCUAGCAUACUUUUUAAUGAUCUCAAAUGAUAGUCCAAUUGAUGAUGGUGAUAAGACCAUCUCAGAACAUAGUGCAGGAUGUAGGAAUUUGAAGAGUGAAUACAGGCUCUGUAGCAUUGAAGGUUAUAUGGCUGAUUUAGGGAUAUUUUUUAUAUGUAUAAACUUAUUCC
Gavialis gangeticus (Gharial) is the source of this 1191-nucleotide messenger RNA. RefSeq names its product ADP ribosylation factor like GTPase 5B (gene ARL5B). The coding region runs from base 98 to 637 and encodes 179 amino acids. Lineage: Eukaryota; Metazoa; Chordata; Crocodylia; Gavialidae. Gene Ontology annotation, cellular component: cytoplasm; trans-Golgi network. The record is from RefSeq and is a predicted model, not a curated record. The transcript is spliced from 6 exons. Gene Ontology annotation, biological process: vesicle-mediated transport; protein localization to Golgi membrane; intracellular protein transport. Gene Ontology annotation, molecular function: GTPase activity; GTP binding.